AUGUCGCAUCCAACCCCGGAUGAUAAGACCUUUGAUGGCUCAGUUCACGAGAAGGAUACCCAAAUUGGCGCUAGCGAAGAGAUUCAUAUUGAUCCAGUCGCUGAGAAGAAGCUUAUUCGCAAACUGGACCUCAUUUUAUCUCCGAUGAUGGUAUUGGUGUUUCUGGUGGCCUACCUCGACCGGUCCAACAUCGGAAAUGCUGCCAUCGCAGGCAUGAACGAGGAUCUGGGACUCACCGGCAACCGUCUCAACGUUGCCGUAACGCUCUUCUACGUCACCUACAUCGCCUUCGAGGUUCCAGCCUCUAUAUUGUUGAAGAAGCUGCGACCAUCCCGCCUAAUUCCAACAUUCAUCAUCGGCUGGAGCGCUGUCAUUGUCGGGGCUGCUUUCAUCGAGAACUACGCCUCUCUCAUCGCUACCCGCCUGCUCCUCGGUGCCUUCGAAUCCGGCCUGUUUCCGUGCUUGACGUUGUACCUGAGUAUGUACUACAAGCCUCUGGAGCAAGCGCGGAGGGUGUCGUAUCUCUUUGUUGCAUCUGCACUAAGCGGUGCAUUCGGCGGGCUACUGGCGUACGGUCUCACAAAUCUCCAUGGCGCGAAAGGACUAGCUGGUUGGCGCUGGCUAUUCUUGGUGGAGGGUCUCAUCUCCAUCAUCGUCGGUGUUGCUACCAUCUUCCUACUACCUGACAAUUUCGAGACCGCGUGGUGGUUGAACGAAGACGAAAAGGCUCUGCUUCGCGCCCGACACGAGAACGAACGAUUGUACCAGGGCAAGUCGAUGACAACAGAUGCCUUGGACAAGUCGGAAGUAAAGCUUGCUUUCCGCGAUCCCAAAGUAUGGCUCAGCUCUGCUUGCCAAUUCUGCGCCAAUACCUGCUCCUUCGGCUUCUCAACAUUCCUCCCCGUCAUCAUUCGUGGAUUUGGAUACUCUAGCAUUCGCACUCAGCUCCUCACCGUGCCCGUGUACAUCUGGGCCUCGGCAGUAUAUCUUUUCGUCGCUUUCUGCUCGGAUUACUUCAACCGACGAGCGUUCUUCAUGGUUCCUUUGGCGUUAGUUACCUCAAUUGGUUAUGCCAUGAUGCUGGGUGUCUCCAUGUCCUCGACCGGGGUGCUGUACUUUGCGACCUUUGUCACUGCUACUGGCAUCUACUGUGUCGUGGGUUUGAACGUUACCUGGGUGAUCAACAGCAAUGCGGGAUACUUCAAGCGCGCCACCGCCAUAGGACUGCAACAAACGAUCGGUAACUCGGCGGGUAUCAUGGCCGGCCAGAUCUACCGUAUUACGAAUGACGAUGGUCGUUAUGUGAUUGGUCACGCGGUCUCCAUCACAACGAUCACAAUCGCGGCAUGUGGCUACGCUCUCAUGUACUUCACUUUGCGCGGUAUUAAUAAGAAGAGAGAGGUAAUGUCUAUCGAGGAACGAAUCCGACAGAUCGACUCAGGUAAACUUGGCGAUCGCCAUCCCGACUUCCGGUAUACAUUGUAG
Alternaria incomplexa is the source of this 1485-nucleotide messenger RNA. RefSeq lists its product as uncharacterized. NCBI's taxonomy places the organism in Eukaryota, Fungi, Ascomycota, Dothideomycetes, Pleosporales, Pleosporaceae. The transcript is spliced from 4 exons. Gene Ontology annotation, biological process: transmembrane transport. Gene Ontology annotation, cellular component: membrane. The record is from RefSeq and is a predicted model, not a curated record. Gene Ontology annotation, molecular function: transmembrane transporter activity. Bases 1 to 1485 code for a protein of 494 amino acids.